CCAAGAUCUACAACACCGCGGCAGGUUUUUUGCAGCGUCAUUUGCCCUUGGUGUCGCACGGCUUCAAACAGGUGGACGCGGACGUGUCUUUGAUCCGCCUGGUCCAGCGAGAGUGCGAGGAUGCGGCCAUCCCGGUGAUUCGUCGGUUUCUGGAGGACAAAGGCGUGGCCGAGAAGUGCCGCGCGGUGGCGGAGGCCAGCCGCGGCGACGAUGGGUUGGACGGUGGGGCAUUUCACGCCCGGAAGGAGGGGGGCCAUCGCCGACGAGGAGCGCAGGCUUCGGGCGGCGAGGGAGAGGAGGCGUUACCCAUCGGGGAGAUGGACGGGCUGAUGGACGCGCUCGCCCUCGUGAUACAGCACACGGAGAGCUACGACCGGUUCCUGCGACACGUGGCGGCCGAGGUUCUGGAGACGGGCCGGGACCUGGGAGCGCCCGUCUUGCCGGCGGUCACGGAUUUGAACGGGGCGGUGGCGGAGGUCGCCGGGCCCUUCGCCCUGUUGGAGGACUAUGUGAUGCGCGCCUCCAUCGCCAAGGCUCUGCAGAUCGACGAGCUACCGCCCUGCCCGCUCUCGCUCGUGCNGGCAGGCACCUCCCUCGUGGCCUCGGGCGCAGGGAUUGCCUCCAUCGGCGAGGGCGACGACCUGCUCCUCAGCACCGGCCGUGGGGACUCUCCCCUCACCUCGAGCGCCGUAGACGACAGCUUCUACGUGCUCAGGCGGUGCGCUCGA
This is a messenger RNA of Nannochloropsis gaditana CCMP526, 728 nucleotides long. RefSeq lists its product as uncharacterized. The record is from RefSeq and is a predicted model, not a curated record. The transcript has a single exon. The annotation marks the transcript as partial.